CGAUUCUUUCAAUUUAAGAGUCCGGCUGCCAUUGCACCAUAAGUUGACAGUCUUCUGGGAACAAUUUUCUUUUACGCUGAAGGGAAAAGUCGGAAGUUUGUGACUUGGUGUUCGGGCCGCUGAAGAACAGAACCAAGAAACUCUAGUUGAAUAAUUUUAGAAAUACUGGUCCACAAUAACACAACCCCUUCUUGGUACAAAGUCCUGAUGGAUCCGAAUCGGAUUAUCCAAGCUCUGAAAGGAACAAUUGACCCAAAUUUGAGGAUAGCGGCAGAGAAUGAGCUCAACCAGUCCUACAAGAUUAUAAACUUCGCCCCAACUCUACUGCAGAUCAUCAUGUCUGAGCAGGUGGAGUUUCCUGUCCGGCAGGCAGCGGCCAUCUACCUGAAGAACAUGGUGAGUCAGUACUGGCAGGACAGGGAGCCCUGCGUGGGUGAGGUCGUCUUCCCCUUCAACAUUCAUGAGAAUGACCGGCAGCAGAUCAGGGAUCACAUGGUGGAAGCAAUCAUCCGCAGUCCCGAAUCCAUACGGGCUCAGCUGACGGUCUGUCUGAGAAUCAUCAUCAAGCAUGACUUCCCGGGCCGCUGGACCGCCGUUGUGGACAAGAUAAGCAUGUACCUGCAGUCUCAAAACACCAGCGGCUGGUACGGCAGCCUGCUGGCGCUCUACCAGCUGGUUAAAACAUAUGAAUACAGGAAGGCAGAGGAGCGGCAGCCGCUGCUGGCAGCCAUGCAGAUCUUCCUGCCGAGAAUCCAGCAGCUCAUCAGCCAGCUGUUGGUCGACAGCACCAUCUUCUCCGUCCUCGUCCAGAAGCAGAUCCUCAAGGUCUUCCAUGCCCUCGUACAGUACUCGCUGCCUCUCCAGCUUAUCAGCAACACCGUGAUGACGCAGUGGAUGGAGGUCUUCCGGUCUACGAUGGACAGAGACGUUCCUGCUGAGACCCUGGAGGUGGAUGAGGAUGAUCGUCCUGAGCUGGCCUGGUGGAAGUGUAAGAAGUGGGCGAUGCGCAUCCUGACCAGGCUGUUUGAGCGGUAUGGGAGCCCAGGCAAUGUGACGCAAGACUACAGCGAGUUUGCAGAUUUCUUCUUGAAGACGUACGCCGUUGGCAUCCAGCAGGUCCUGCUGAAGGUGGUGGACCAGCACCGUCAGCGGCACUAUGUUACCCCUCGAGUCCUGCAGCUCUGCCUGAACUACCUCAGUCAGGGCCUGUCUCACUCGCUGACCUGGAAACACAUAAAGCCACACAUGCAGACGAUCAUCCAGGAUGUCAUCUUCCCUCUAAUGUGCUACAAAGAUGAAGAUGAGCGACUUUGGCAGGAGGAUCCCUAUGAGUACGUCCGCAUGAAGUUCAACCUCUACGAUGACCACGCCCUCCCCGUGACCGCCGCUCAGAGCCUCCUGUGUAAAGCUGCUCGCAAGAGGAGGCAGGUUCUUCCUCAAAUGAUGGAGUUCUGCCAUCACACCCUGAUGGACCCCUCUGCUGACCCCCGCAGGCAGGACGGGGCGUUGCAUUGCAUUGGCGUUCUGGCUGACCUCCUUCUGAAGAAACAGGUGUACAGGGAGCAGAUGGAACUGAUGCUCCAGAACUACGUCUUCCCUCUGCUGAACUCCCCCUCCUGUUACCUGAGAGCCCGGUCGUGCUGGAUGCUGCACUGCUUCAGCCUCCUGCGCUUCCACGAUGAAGUGGCGCUGAGGAACGCUGUGGAGCUGGUCAAGCAGGACCUGCUCGAUGACAAAGAGAUGCCUGUAAAGGUGGAAGCAGCCAUCGCUCUGCAGACGCUGGUCAGCAACCAGGAACAAGCCAAGCUUUACAUCAGGCCGUACAUUCGUCCGGUGAUGCAGGAGCUGCUUCAUGUUAUCAGAGAGACGGAGAACGACGACCUCACAAACGUCAUCCAGAAGAUGAUCUGUGUGUACAAUCAGGAGAUGGCCGCCAUCGCUGUGGACAUGACGCAGAACCUGUCAGAGAUCUUCACAAGAGUCCUUCAGAGUGAGGAGUAUGAGGAGAAUGAAGACAAGACCGUCAUGGCUCUGGGACUUCUCAGCACAAUAGACACCAUCCUGACUGUCAUGGAGGACCACAAGGAGGUCACUCAGCAGCUGGAGAGCAUCUGUUUGCAGGUUAUUGGCCUGGUCCUGCAGAAGCCCAUCAUAGGUAUGGCAGAGUUUUAUGAGGAGAUCCUGUCCCUGGCGUUUGGCCUGACCUGUCAGGCCAUCUCGCCCCAGAUGUGGCAGCUGCUGGGCGUUCUGUACGAGGUCUUUCAGCACGAUUGCUUUGAUUAUUUCACAGAUAUGAUGCCUCUUUUGCACAACUAUGUUACUGUGGACACAGACAUGCUUCUGUCCAACCCAAAACACUUGGAGGUCAUCUACAGCAUGUGCAAAAAGGUGCUUGUGGCGGAUGAGGGUGAGGACGCCGAGUGUCACGCUGCCAAACUUUUGGAAGUAAUCAUCCUGCAAUGCAGAGGCAGAGGGAUCGACCAGUGCGUCCCUCUCUUUGUGGAGGCGGCCUUGGAGCGCUUGAUGCGGGGCGUGAAGUCCAACGAGCUGAGAACCAUGUGUCUGCAGGUGGCCAUUGCUGCUCUGUACUACAACCCCGCCCUGCUGGUGCACACUAUGGACAACAUGCAGCUGCCCAACAGCCCACAGCCUGUCACCACCCACUUCAUCAACCAGUGGAUGAACGACACAGAGUUUUUCCUGGGACUCCACGACCGGAAGAUGUGCAUCAUUGGCCUGAGUGUGUUGAUGGAGCUGCCCAGCCGUCCUGCAGCCCUGCAGGCGGUCGCUGGUCAAAUCGUGCCUUCCAUCCUGUUGCUGUUCCUGGGCCUGAAGCACCUGCAGACAUCGCGUCUCAUCAAUAAGCCACACCUCCUGGCCAACGCAGCGGCUCAGGAUGAAGACCAGAACGAGGAGAUUCCUAGUGAUGAAGAUGAGGUGAACGAGAACCGAGAUGCCACACAUCAGCAGUCCAGCACCACAGCAGGACGUGGAGGGGAGGAUGAUGAUGACGAUGAAGAGGAUUACUGGGAGGAGGACGGCUUUGAGGGUACACCUCUGGAGGAAUACAGCACCUCUCUGGACUAUGAUAAUGGAGAGGACGAGUAUGAGUUCUUUACCUGCGCCUUGCUGAGAAUCCAGAGUGCAGACACAGCCUGGUACCAGUGUCUGACGGCUGGACUCAGUGAGGAGCAGAAGCAGCAGCUGCAGGAGAUCUACAGCGUCUCCCAGCAGAGGAGGAGCGCUGCCUCCACUGGUCAUUGAGCUCAGAGGAGGUUUUUGGACACACAGACAAAAAAAAAGACCAGCUGCUUGGACCUGAACUUGGUUUCACUUAAGUCUGAAGUCUCAGACCCCUUCAGGUUUAGUGGAUGUUAGCAGAAGCAGGUCCUACGAGCCAGCAGGGCUGUGUGGGGGGAUGAUGACCUGCUGGUGUCUGCAGAACCCUUGCUGAGAUAUUCCUUUACUGGGACAGGACCUAGGGCUGUGACCACGGGACAGCGGAGUUCUGUGGCUCCCGUCUUCACCCUGCAGCUAAAGCUCGCCGUCUAAUGUGGCGCGCCCCUUCGAGGAUCAGGCCACGCCGUCCGGAGGGAGCUUGUGUUCAGAGGACAAAUGGACUCCAUGAUUGGAGGUGGAAGUCCCCUGCUUGUGUGUUACAUAUUUGAAAUGUCACAAAGGGGAAACACGUUUUUUUGUUUCUGGGGUUUGUUUUUGUAACCUUUCUCAGAACAAAGUAAUAAAAGAUAAAACUGUCUCCCUU
Messenger RNA from Oryzias latipes (Japanese medaka), 3763 nucleotides. RefSeq names its product importin 8 (gene ipo8). Gene Ontology annotation, cellular component: cytosol; nuclear envelope. Lineage: Eukaryota; Metazoa; Chordata; Actinopteri; Beloniformes; Adrianichthyidae. The record is from RefSeq and is a predicted model, not a curated record. Gene Ontology annotation, biological process: protein import into nucleus. Gene Ontology annotation, molecular function: small GTPase binding.